AUGACUGAAGAUGAAAAGGAAUGCUGGAAAGCAUUUAAGAGACAUGCUCUAAAAACUCACGAAAAUUUUAUCUUUGCUGUUGAAAUUCGAGUUCAGGAAUUGUCAAUGAUUUAUCAAAUAAUUAACGCCAAUAAUAAUCAACUAGGGCUUGAUGAUAUAAACGAAACCAUCCAAAAGAAAGAAUUGUACCCAGAAACUAUGGGAUUGGGCCUCUUUAAUUACUUAUCAAAAAUGAAUCACUCAUGUGAACCGAAUUUACAAAUAGAAUACACCAAGAAUAAUAUCGCGCAUAUUGCUCCUCUUGUUGAUGUACCAAGAGGAGAGGAAGCAACAAUUUCAUACAUAGAUGAAAAAGAUUCAGUAGAAAAUAGACAGGAGAAGCUGUAUAAAAAUUAUGGAUUCAAAUGCGAUUGUAACAAAUGUAUUCUAGAAGGUUCAAAUUACAAACUGUAA
Messenger RNA from Theileria orientalis strain Shintoku, 453 nucleotides. RefSeq lists its product as uncharacterized. The record is from RefSeq and is a predicted model, not a curated record. The transcript has 6 exons. The coding region runs from base 1 to 453 and encodes 150 amino acids. Lineage: Eukaryota; Apicomplexa; Aconoidasida; Piroplasmida; Theileriidae. Gene Ontology annotation, molecular function: protein binding. Gene Ontology annotation, cellular component: nucleus.